AUGAAUGUGGAUGAGAGUUUUAGGAGAUUGCAUCAACAAUUUGAAAGCUAUAAAGAACAAGUGAGAAAAAUAGGUGAAGAAGCCCGCCGCUACCAGGGAGAGCAUAAGGAUGAUGCACCAACAUGUGGAAUUUGCCUUAAAACAAAGUUUGCAGAUGGUUGUGGCCAUUUAUGCUCUUAUUGUCGGACCAAGUUCUGUGCCCGAUGUGGAGGUCGUGUUUCUCUACGAUCAAACAACGAGGACAAAGUGGUUAGAAUCAAUGCUUUUUAUCAUUUAUUAUAA
This is a messenger RNA of Alligator sinensis (Chinese alligator), 282 nucleotides long. Its product is annotated as regulating synaptic membrane exocytosis protein 1-like. The record is from RefSeq and is a predicted model, not a curated record. NCBI's taxonomy places the organism in Eukaryota, Metazoa, Chordata, Crocodylia, Alligatoridae. Gene Ontology annotation, cellular component: presynaptic membrane; cytoskeleton of presynaptic active zone. Gene Ontology annotation, molecular function: small GTPase binding; transmembrane transporter binding. The coding region runs from base 1 to 282 and encodes 93 amino acids. The transcript is spliced from 3 exons. Gene Ontology annotation, biological process: regulation of membrane potential; positive regulation of synaptic transmission; regulation of synaptic plasticity.